Molecule: messenger RNA, 1367 nt
Organism: Symsagittifera roscoffensis
Lineage: Eukaryota; Metazoa; Xenacoelomorpha; Acoela; Convolutidae
Exons: 6
Coding region: 345-1298 (317 amino acids)
Molecular function (GO): calcium ion binding
Source: RefSeq, a predicted model, not a curated record
AAUAACAAUCGUUGGUUAAAAAUGUAUAUGUAUUAUUGUUUAUGGCUCUGAAACGUCAAUAAUAUUUUAACCUCUCUCUCUAAUCGAGGUUUUGGAUUUGCGCUGAGCGUUUUGUAUUUUUUCACUCAUUUCUGCAUUUAUGAGAAAAACUAUAAAAUAAAGUUAAUCAAUAACAAUAGUUUUCAGAGAGAAUAACGAAAAACAAUUUUGAAAUAGUAUUCUUUUCAAAUCUUCAUUUUUCUAUUGACUAUAAUCUACCAUCAAUAGGUGUUGACAUUAGGUUUAUUUAACUUAAAUAAAACUAGUUAUUAGUCUAAGAGAGUUUGUUAACUUAUUUAUAAAUUAUGACGGCGCUCUCGUCUGAAUCAGUGGCAGUAGUCGCGUCCAAAUCCGAGCUCCAGCCGACGGCGACUGCCAAUGGCGGAGGCGUGGCAUCGAACGCCGGAACAAAUUCAGCAACUUCCGCCGCCGGCGCCGCAGAAGAUUAUGCGCAGUUGCCCAUUAUGACCGAUGCGGAGUUCAAGAAAAUGAAACAGAAGGUGCAGAAUACUAGAAUAGCUCUCUCCAAGCAGGGGGCCAGAUUCGAACUCCCAAUCGACAUGAAGUCACUCGAAACCCAUUCGGCCGCGGAGUAUCUGGUGGAGAGGUGUCACGUGACCAAGCGCAGGGAGCAUCUGUACAAGAAGCACUUCCAGAACUACGACAAGGACAAAGACCAAAAACUCAACUUGAAGGAGCUUGAGAAAGCGAUGAAGGAUGUGUUCGUAGACACAAUAGACAGUGAGACGGUUGAGAUUGUGACCAUUCUAGCUGGUGUGAACAAGAACAGUACUAGCUCGGCAGCCGGUGAACUAGUUCCAUUCAACCUUUUCUCAGCCAUGUGUGCACUAAGCGAGAGAUUAAUGCACCAAAAAUACAGCACCGGAGAAGCGAGUCUGGACCCCCUCUAUAGCCAAAAGGACAAACUGGAAGACGCCGACUUCUCGUCCCUCGCCUGGAAACUCCACGGACUCAACAUCAAACCAGAACUAGCUACUCUAAUGUACGUCAUACUCGACCCAGACGUCUAUCUACCCAAGAAUAUUCUAGAACAAAACAGAGCAUCAAAUGCUAAUAAUAACAACAACAAUAAUAGUUAUGUCAAUAAUGAAGUGGAUGGAGGUGUACCUGGUCAGAAUGCUCCGAAUGUUCCGACUAUUACCGAGGAAGACGCGGAUAGCGCGACGGCUGGGAAGGCACCGUCAACCGCGGAGGAAACAGCGGGAACACCCCCCAAAUCCCAGGAGACAACUAAAUAGAUCUCACAAGAAGUCCACUGAAAAAAAAACAAUAAUCAAAUAAACAAUAAUCAAUCAAGUCAGUUUAGU